Molecule: messenger RNA, 1287 nt
Organism: Microthlaspi erraticum
Lineage: Eukaryota; Viridiplantae; Streptophyta; Magnoliopsida; Brassicales; Brassicaceae
Source: the annotation of a GenBank genome assembly
AUGCCUUACUCAGUGGCCAAGCUAUUGGGCAUCACUGACUUCAAACCUACAAAGAUAUCUCUAGUCUUUGCAGACAGAUCUGUUCGCCGCCCUGUUGGUGUUAUUAUGGAUGUUCCAAUCAUGGUUGGAGAUUGCUACAUCCCUGCUGAUUUUGUAGUUCUUGAGCUGGAACACCAACCUAAAGACCCUCUUAUCUUGGGAAGGCCAUUCCUAGCUACUGCAGGAGCUAUAAUAGAUGUCAAGAAUGGAAAGAUUGACUUGCAUCUUGGAGAUAUAGUGAUGAAUUUCGAGGUAAACAAGUCUAUGGAGAAACCAACUGUAGAUGGUCAAGCUUUUUGGAUUGGAGAGCUCGCAGAGACAAGAGAAGAAGUGCUGGAUGAACUCCUUCUUAUUGAUCCCUUGGAGCUAGCUUUGACAAAGGCUGAGAAUGAGUAUGGAUACAUGGAAAGAGAAGCUCAAUGCUUAGUCAAGUUCAUGGAUUCAAAGGAAGCUUAUAAAGAGCUGAUAGCUUAUAUGGACUUAGAGAGAGAAGAGGAAGAGCCAGACAUUGACAAGGUCAGGAAAUAUCACAAACCAAAGUUAAGAAUCUCACCUGAACUAUGCACACAUCGCAUCAUCCUGGAGGAUGAGUCUAGUUCUUCAAUUGAACACCAAAGGAGGCUAAACCCAAACCUAAAGGAAGUUGUCAAGAAGGAGAUAAUGAAGCUAUUGAAAGGCUGGAGUGAUUAUCCAAUAUCAGAUAGUGCAUGGGUCAGCCCUGUACAUGUCGUGCCAAAGAAAGGAGGGAUCACAGUCAUCAAGAAUGAACAUGAUGAGCUCAUUCCAACAAGAACAAUCACUGGACACAGAAUGUGUGUCGACUACAGGAAACUGAACUCCUCCACGCGCAAGGACCACUACCCCUUGCCAUUCAUAGAUCAGAUGCUUGAGCGCCUUGCCAAUCAUCAAUACUACUGUUUCUUGGAUGGAUACUCAGGAUUUUUCCAAAUUCCAAUCCACCCAGAUGAUCAGGAGAAGACUACAUUCACUUGUCCCUAUGGCACAUAUGCUUAUAGGAGAAUGCCUUUUGGAUUGUGCAAUGCUCCAGCUACAUUCCAAAGGUGUAUGAUGUCCAUAUUCACAGAUCUCAUAGAAGAGAUUAUGGAGGUUUUCAUGGAUGAUUUCUCAGUAUAUGGUUCUUCCUUUGAAUCAUGUUUGGGAAAUCUUGGAAGAGUGCUACAGAGAUGUGAAGACAAGCACCUAGUUCUAAAUUGGGAGAAGUGCCAUUUAUGGUUAGAGAUGGAAUAG